AUGGCCGGUUCUCAAGUUUUCGACGAUGCUCCCGAGGGGGGAUGGAAGGCCGCGCAUGGGAUUCCCGUGCCUGGUUUUGUCGAGCCAGUUCUCACCGUCACUGUGCUGCUCUUGGCCAUGUUCUUCACCCGCAGGAGGAACUACGCCCUGGUCAAACCGAGAGAUCGAUAUCAACCGCCCUCGGGCGAGGAAUCGCCCAGGAGUUCUGACGAGUACAGCCACCUCUUGCAUCGCCGGCAGAGCGGCCAGUACCCUCCCAAGCGCCGCUCCUGUGGCAGCUGCCUGCGCUUCACGACGCCCAACUCGGGCCGUUUUGCCACCAACUUCCACUCUCGCAUCCUGCAAAAGUUUCCCUUUUUGAUCGAAAUGUUUUACUGGGGCGUCAGUUUCGGCGCGUAUAGGUACACCAAGGUUCUCGCCCAGGCGGCCUAUGGCGGCCGCAAGAGCAUGUGGGAUUCGGCCCAGCAGCACGGCCUGUCCAUCCUAAACUUCGAGGCAUUGUUGUGGGUAGGCAAUCGACAGGCACCGGAAAAGUGGCUCGAAUGGCAGAUCCAACGUUGGUUCCUGCACGGAACCGAGGCGGGCGACUACCGAGCCUGGAUCCUGUCCUUUUUGAACCGUGGAUAUGCCCUUGUGCAUCUGCCGGGCACCGUUUCGUUCCUUGCAUACUACUACACCACGGCGUCGACCCACGCCCGGUUCUGCACCGUCCGUCGCACCAUGACUUUGACCAACUUCCUCGCCUUCGUCAUCUUUAUUCUCGUCCCCACGAUGCCGCCGCGGCUGCUGCCCAAGGAGUACGGAUUCGUCGACUCGGUCAGCUUGGAGGAUGCCGAGUCCGUCUGGAUGGGUGGCGACUUUGUCAAUCUGCUUGCUGCCAUGCCCAGCAUGCACUUUGGCUAUGCCUUUUGUAUCGGCUGCACCUUUGUUGCCGAGAGUGGCGUUGUCAAGGGCUUGUUCUCGUGGCUGGAGAAGCUGGCAAUCCGCCCCUCGGGCCCCCACGAGGACGACGACGAAGACGACGAGGACGAGCCGGUAGAAGCCAGACGCAGCGCCUUUGCAAGGGCCUGCAUGUUUGUUUUCGGCAUUUGGUACCCCACGUGGAUGCUCAUCACCAUUGUCAGCACAGCCAACCACUACUUUCUCGAUGCCUUUGCCGCCGUGUUUGUCGUCUUGGCAGGCUUCAUGUGCAACCGAGUGCUGUGCAUCUUCCUGCCCGUCGAAGAUUACCUACUAUGGAUGCUGCGCCUCGAGAAGCCGGUUCCAACAACGGGUUGGAAGAAGAAUUUGUCCAGUGAGUAA
This is a messenger RNA of Metarhizium album ARSEF 1941, 1302 nucleotides long. RefSeq lists its product as uncharacterized. Gene Ontology annotation, biological process: sphingolipid biosynthetic process; inositol phosphoceramide metabolic process. The transcript has 2 exons. Gene Ontology annotation, cellular component: inositol phosphoceramide synthase complex. The record is from RefSeq and is a predicted model, not a curated record. NCBI's taxonomy places the organism in Eukaryota, Fungi, Ascomycota, Sordariomycetes, Hypocreales, Clavicipitaceae. Bases 1 to 1302 code for a protein of 433 amino acids. Gene Ontology annotation, molecular function: inositol phosphoceramide synthase activity.